Molecule: messenger RNA, 3213 nt
Organism: Boleophthalmus pectinirostris (great blue-spotted mudskipper)
Lineage: Eukaryota; Metazoa; Chordata; Actinopteri; Gobiiformes; Gobiidae
Gene: cep97
Product: centrosomal protein 97
Exons: 11
Coding region: 279-2486 (735 amino acids)
Molecular function (GO): protein binding
Source: RefSeq, a predicted model, not a curated record
GGAAGAACAGACUACUGACAAUAUUUAUAUCCAACAUAGCUCGCUACAACAGUUAAACUGGUGUAUGCUGGUGUUUUGUAUUGCAAAUGUACAUAUAAAUAAAGUUUUGAUAGUAGUCAGAUUGACACUCAACGACAAUAAUUUUCUCUUAACUCAGAAAACUACAUUUCCCAUAAUCAACCCAAAUCUGGCGGCUGCUGUGCGUCUUCCCAUCACAACACAACUAAAGACCAUCUCUGCAGCUAGUGGAGUUUGCUAACUAUUAUUACGGUGAAAGGAUGGGUGUUUCGGAUUUACAGUGUGAUUCAAAAACCGGACUUGUGUUGGAUCUUUCAGACCAGAGUUUGCAGAAGCUGGAUCCUAAUUUCACAUGCUCGGAGGACACCCACACUCUCAUUCUUGACCGCAAUCAAAUCAUGAAGUUGGAUUAUAUGGAAAGAAAUCCGGGCAUCCAGCAGCUAUCUGUAGCCAGUAAUCGCUUGGUGAGGAUGAUGGGUGUGUCUCGGUUAACUGAACUCAGAGUCCUGAACCUUCCUAAUAACAGUAUUGGCUAUAUUGAAGGACUAAGAGAUAUGCCUUAUUUGAAAUGGCUUAACCUAUCGGGUAACAACAUUAAGGUCAUUGAGCAACUGAACAACUGUGUUUCACUUCAACAUCUGGACCUCUCUGAUAAUAACAUAUCAGUUAUUGGAGACUUGACCAAACUAACAUUGUUACUCCAUGGAAACAGCAUUACAACGCUCCGUACAGUUCCUGCACACCUACCUGUUCAUUUAUCUAUUCUCUCCCUUGCGGAAAAUGAAAUCAGAGAUCUCAAUGAGGUGUCAUAUCUAGCACCUCUUCAAGACCUGGAGCAGCUGUCUAUCAUGAGCAACCCUUGUGUUAUGGCCACUCCUUCACUGCCAGGGUUUGACUACAGGCCAUACAUCAUGAGCUGGUGUCUGAACCUAAAAGUUCUAGAUGGUUAUGUAGUGUCCCAGAAGGAAGGCCUGAAAGCAGAGUGGCUGUACAGUCAAGGCAAAGGUCGCUCUUUUCGACCAGGACAACAUGUUCAGUUGGUUCAGUACUUGGUCACUGUAUGUCCUCUGACCUCCUCACCAGCUCUGGAAACAGCAGAAGAUGCAAAGCUGGAGAAGAUCUUGAGGAAGCAAAGACUGCACCAAAAGCAGCUCUUGGAGGAAAGUCGUGUAGGUUGUCCCAGCCCUCCUCGUCCCACACAAUUGGACGUGGACAAGCACAGUACAUCUCUGUCACAAGAGGGAACCAGAGAGUUGAUGAACACAGCAUCUACUGUCAACCCACCCCAAGAGACCAAGCCAGUGUUGCAGAUUAAUACCUGGGUGAGCUGUGAUGCUGCCCAUGCGUCCCUACCCGUGAAUCGCAACCCAAGACUUGAUGAGCCAGUCUAUUUGGAAGAUGUGCAACCAGAUGAGGACAAACUCAACAGUAGUAUGCUAUCAUCUGAGUCCACGUUUAUCCCAUUCAAAUGUGAACUUGAACUCCACACUGGUCCCUCUGACAGUGAGGAUGAAACAGAAACAUUUGAACCUGACUCUCUGGCUCCGAAAAUCUCUGAGCCCAAAAGAAACAACUCGAAGAGAGAGCAUCCCUCUCCUUUGACCACAAACCAAGAGGCUAGUGCAACUACUGCUCUUCUUAAAAGCAAUUCUAAUAACAAUGACUUUCCACAAAUUAUGGCAAAACCUUCUUAUGAGAAAUGUCUAAGGGUUGAUGCAGGUGAACAUGCAGAAGAACACAAACUCCACUCUGAUUCAGUGGAGGCUGUGAAGGCUGCUAUUAAAAUACAGUCUUGGUGGAGGGGCCAGUUCACACGUUUUUCAAACCUGAAAGCCAAAGAAGUGCGAAAUGAAAUUCGACUGAGGCGGCUGCAAGACCAUAUCCUGUUUCUUUCAGAGAAAUUAGACGGAUUGCAACAGCAGUAUGAAGAUGAAAAACUACAAAGGAUGGUACAGGAAGAAACUGUGAAGUUUUUGUGGAAAGAACUUCAGUCUAUGCAGGAGUGGAAGCGGUCUGUGGAACACCAGCUUGCUAGCAUUACUCAGAUAAACCAGAGCCCACUUCUGAGACCCUGUGAAUCUGCUACACCUGUCGCUUCUAGCACUAAAAACCCUCCCAGCACUGAUGUGUCCUUCCCAGACUCUGGAUUUCAGUCAACAAGUAAUGGACCACAGGCUGCUCCAGAGGACAGCUUCUUGAGUAGUGGCACCACAGACUCUCUGAAAACUGUGCGAGCUUUGAGUCCUGGUUUAGUUUGUACAAAUGCAGGAGAUGACAGCCCAGACUGCAGCCUCUUGGAGCAGUAUCUGUCUUCAGUUCAGCAGAGAGAAGAAGAGGCAGAGGAGGUGCUCAGUGACAGGUCUGAAACGCCUCAAUCAUCGUCACCUCUGUCUCACAAUACAAAAGUAACUGAGAAAGACCAACCAGAGGAGGAAAAAACUGCAUGCACAGAAGGGAUUCUUAAAUAGGACUGGAUGAAGUCACCGUUACUCCAACACAAGAUGUUCCGACGAUUGCUGACCCAGAUCUCAAAUAACAGUGCACUUAAAAUACCUAAAUGUUUUGCGUGGAUAGCAAAAGCCAAUUUAAGCAAGCUCAGUUUAAUGUAGUAUUUAUUUUUUAUAGGGAUGGGCAUUCGAUGAAAUUUUCUUAAUCGAUCGUCGGAAGAAUUAACGAUCGGACACCGUACGGGGGGUGGGACGUGGGUCCUCGUCAUCGCGCGACUCCCACCUGGUAAAACUUUUUCCCACUGGACACCGAAACAUAUGUGCUGCUUUGUACACUGUGCACAUGGACUCACACUUGUCCCGAACGCAACGGAAAGCGUGGAAUUUCUUGUACAAGUCAUCGUUAAAUACACAUUUGCGUUGCAGACUGACCGACUGUGUUUGCUCGCUCCUUCUGAGUGCAGAGAGCUACAUGUACGGACCCCUGUUUGGUCACGCUACGCACAUCAACCUACAUUCGGUUUGUCGAUUAAAAUGAACGUAAUCGAUGAAUUUCUUAAUGAUCAAUUAUCGAUCAUGCCCAUCCCUAAUUUUUUAGUUACUAUAUAAUUCAUUUCAAUAUAUGUACAUAUUUAUUUGCUUAAGAAAAUAAAACAAUGUUUGAAUUGCUGCUGAGCUGAGUACACUGUAGUUCACAUAGGGUACAGGCAUAAUUAAUAUUAAAGGUUUAAAUUACAUUCUGUCUUUU